AUGCUGCAUGCGAUUGUACAGUGUGGCACGCAUCGAUUGCUGCGAUUGGUGGCUCUGAUUGUAAGCGCAUCGCUUGUGGAUUUGUUGGCCGCCUCACCGACGACCGUGUAUGAUAGUUACAGUGACAACCAGGCGCUUCUGGUGCGCACAGGGAUAGACGAACCAUCCGGACGCGAUCAAAAUUCAAUUUCCUUUCCACGUAACCCACUUGCUGCCUCUUCGUCUGGCUUCGGCGCACACGGUCCGGAAACUGCGGAAGCGCUUCCCGUCCAGCACCAACUUCUCGGCGGUGGUGGUGUAACGCGCGUUCCGUGGUACGGAUUAACCGAACUUUCCGACAUAUUGCUGCUCGGUGUGCUGGUAACGGUCGCGGUAAUCGGUACAUUACUGUUCGUUGUGCUGUUGUUGGGUUUGCGGGCGAAGCUGCACCUCUUCCGGGAACAGCGCGCAGACCGACACGAUAUACCACGGUCCGCGGACUAUGUGCAGCAGCUGCAGGUGCGUGAGUGCAGCGGAAUCAAGUGUGCUGGAGGUGGAAGUAAGCUAAAGUUGCUUAAAACACCACCUACUCCGCCAUCGCCACCGAUCGUACUGCUAGAGGCGAGUGCUUUGGUAAAACCGGUCCCGACGACGUGUAUAGCCGUGAACGGUGCGGACAGUAGCGGUGGUCGACGUCGUGUCGAGCAGCAUUUAAACCUAUCCGAUAAGCGGCACCGUUCGCCAAAAGCGAAUAAACGGCUGCCGGCCGUAAGUGUGCCGUUGCCAGUGGCAACGGUAAACAUGAGUACGUCGAUCGGGGCAACCACGAUAGACACUGCCAGCGCUACCAGUGAACGUGAGCCCGAACACCUAACGAUUGACGAUAAGGAAAACUGUGUAUCUUCCGAGCAGACCGAGGAACAACAGUCGGCCGGACAGCGUAACGUGCUGAAAAGACAAUCGGUUGCAGAUCAGUCCGUAUUCGGUACACCCGGAACGCCCGGGAACGGAUCACCUAACACCUACAUCCAGCUGUUGACACCAUCCUCGGCUUCAUCCCUUUCUACGUCCGCUGCAACCACCGACAAUAAUGCGACUCCUACCAAAGGACCCACUGAGUGCGGUGGUGGAAGCGUUAGCGGAGGACCACUGUCCGCAGCGGAAUCAAUGGCCGCAGCACGGUUUGGCUUUUCGCCCCGCUCUAUACACUCGUUCACCGUGCAGACAGCCACAUACUUUCGCUUUCCGGAUGUGGAUGAUUUUACACCGACACCGCGCACGCUGCCGAAGCGACACGGUGGUAAGGAGACCUGCUCUACACCUCCGGCCGUUGACGCACGCACCGAGGAGGAGGAAGAAGGCGAACAAGUGAGGCGGCUAGAGACGCGUGAUGCGCCAAAGGUGUCUGUUUUAGCACCAUCACCUGGCUCGAUGCCAUUACCACCUGCUCCACCGGUAAAAACGGUAGAACCUCCAAAAAGCGAACGUACGGAGGAGAUCGCGCCGGCCGUAACUAAGGAACCCGCAAUCGAACCGCGCACCGCACGUAUCUGUGCACCGAUGGCUAGCCGGCGCGUAAGGCUCAAAUCGAUAUCGCUCGAUUCCGAAGGCGCUCGGCUGGUGGAAGAAAAUCUUAGCUCGACCAUUCCCGUGCAAGAGUUGGUCGGGAUGGCAGCGCAUCGGUCCGGUGGGUUCGAUAGCGUCAUCGAUGAUGACGACGAUGAUGAGGAUAACGAAGACGACAAUGACGACUAUGAACGUAAACACGGCGAUAACGAUAAAGUGAACGCAUCCGCACACCAUGAGACUGAGGACGAGGAUGAACACGCUAUCGCAAAACGGUGUGCGGAACGGGCCAAACGUGUACGGAACAUUUUAAACCUUCGACUGAACAUCCCGCCCAUGCCGGGGUCCGGCAUUGGUACGGUGCAAUCACAGGCAAGACCUCCACCACCGGCCGCGUCGCAAUCGACCGGUUCGGUAGCAAAACCGAUCGUUAAAACGGUUACCGUCACCGGCUCUGUUUCAAAUCCGACAAUGAGCACACAGCAGCAGCACCAUCAGGCCCAACACCAUCAUCUGGAGGACAGCAAUGAGCAGUUUUACUUCGAGUACUUUGACUACGGUGACGAUGAGGAUGAAACGGACGACGAGUACGACGAGGUGCUGUACGGGGUGGAGCACGAGGACAAUAACAACAACAACAACAGUUGUGGCAACAGUACCCAUAUGGUCUCGUUGCCACCAGUCCCGAAAACUCCGACCCUAUCGCAGUCCAAGCAGAAGGCAAGUUCGCUCGAUUCGGACAAACUGAAGGUAUCGAUACAGUACGGUGCCGGCGGUGGUGGGUCUAGCAGUGCUUUCGGUUCCGUAAGCUGUGGUGGAGGCAUGAGCCACAUCAUGAGUAUCGCACAACCGACAACUGGACAGGGUAUGUCCAUGCUUAGCUACUUUCAAUCGCAUACCCAGCAGCAGCAACAGCAGCAGCAGCUGCAACAACAACAUCAGCAACAAUAUGGACAAUUUCAAUUCCAUCAACAACAGCAACAGCAGCAACUGUACACGACCCAACAAACAACCGGGCAGUUGCAGCAACCCCGACGGGUGUCUUCCGUUUCCGUGCCAACUACCCCGAAACGAUACCAGUAUCGGACGGCGGUCAAUCACCAUUACUAUCACCAUCAGCAGCAGCAGCAGCAUUACGCGAGUGGACAAUCAAAACUGAAACCCUCCUAUCAUCCGGGACCGACAAGUUCCUCCUCCUCAUCGACCGCACUCUGUAGCGAUGGUGGGCCAGCGAAUGGCAAUCGAAAGGAUAAGAAAUCUCCCCUCGGGUUGAAAGCGAUUGCUGGAUGUGACGGUGCAACUACGCCCCAGUCUCAAUCACCUUCCGACAAGGAAAAACCGGACGACGGAUCAAAAACGUCCGUGCCGACGAGUGGCCGGUCAAGCAUACUGCAGCGCCGUGGCUCCAACCACAGUCUCACCCUUAACCUGGACGUGUACAAUCGCGGGGGAAGUGUCGAUUUGACCUCGUCUAGCUGCAGUUUGUACCGGGGUUCUUAUAAAAACCUGCACCAGGUACAAUCGCACUCGCAGCUGUAUCAGCCACACCCGGUGGAACCACCGGUACGGGUACAAUGCCAUCAAGCCUCACCACAGCAACAACAGCAACCAACGCCGGCCGGGACAACGUCCAGCACGACGGUUCACAACAGCACCGGUGAUGCUGGCGGCAGCACGACCACCGGCAACACGACCAACAACAAUAACUCGAACACCAGCAAGAAGAAUCUCCUUCAGCGGCGUGGCUCCAACACGAGCCUUACACUGAAUCUCCGGUCCGGUGUUGGGACUGGUACCAGCGGCGGUGGUGGGGGCGGAGGAGGUGGCGGCGGUGGAAUCGGUUCCAACUUUGGGCUAAAUCGGUUCAGCAGUCACAAUUCGCUCAACAUCGGUACGAUUAAUGCGGGCACGCUCGGCGGUGGACAUCAUCACCAGCAGCACCAGCAGCAGUUACCGUCCUCGUCGAUGGUACGGUUAGCCGGAUCGCGCAAGAGCCUGCUCGAGCGGCGCAAUUCAAACGCCAGCCUAACGCUGAUCAACGUUAACCAACGCACACUGUCCGUUUCGAACUGCAAUCUGCGCGGGUCGAUCUGUAGCUUGAACAGUUUGCUGACAACGCACACCCAAAACGAACCGGCACCGUCCGGUAUGAUGCUGGAAGAGGACGAACUGGACGGUAAUGGCGAUAAUGAUCAUCAUCACCACCACCAUCAUCACCACCAUCACAAUCAUCAUCAUCAGCAUCAUGGUCAUCAUGGGCAGCAUGGGCAUUCCGGGCACCAUGGUACACAUCAUCGAGUAGGCGGCGAGUUGCGACGAUUCGGUAGUAGUGUCGAUGCCACCUUUUCUGGUAACGAUGGUACAGCCGCACAGUCUGAGCUGCUGGGUGCGAACGACGCUCGGGAUGGGAAUAGUGGCAGAUCGUGUGCGUACGGGCGACUUACGGUGAGUUCCGGACAUACCUCGAUGGAUCAGCAUCAUCACGGCGGUGCCGUUAAUCACGAGAGUGCACGUGGCGCAAGCAAUCGACAGCGGAAGUUCCGUAGCUCGGAUAGUUUACACAACAUCAAUGCUCGCGAACAAGGUCUGCAGGGCUGUGAGAUGAUGGGUGGUAGACAGCAUCACCACGGUCACGGAGCGAUGGAGCGAAGCCACCUGGAAGGCGAUGGGAAGCUAAUGUCCGUCAGUACCUACCAACAGCGCAGUUGCCAAUCGUCUUUCGAUGAGCGCCAUCAUUAUGGAUCGUCGGAAAAUUUUAAGGAGCAUCAGAACAAACUUUCUAUCCACCGCGGACUCUUCCAGAAGGAUCCGUCCACCGUAACGUCCACCUCGUCAGCCAACAAUCUGUCUGCACUCGGUACCAGUUCGCUGUACAACUGCUGUGGCGCAUGUUGUUGCGGCUGUUGCUGCUGCUGUACCGGCACGCUAGAUGGCGGUGGUUGUUGCGAUGGCAACGGGCUUGCACUGAAGGCGGGUAACUUAAGCAUCAGCAAUUCGAACGUACGCAACAUCUCGACCAAACCGCUCAGCCCGCAAACGACCAGUGAAGAUUUUAAGAUAUAUCUGGCCAACAUACAGUUCCUGCAGAAUGCAUCGAACGUACUGACGAUAGCCUACCUGCGGAAGUUGCACAACUUCUUCAGCAAAACGUAUCGCAAAAUGGUUGCUUCUGCUACACAGGAAGCGGUCCGGCAGCAGCGGACACACUCGAAGGAGGGCAACGAAGCAAAUGGGAAGGAACGGACGAAGGUGGAUGAUGCCGUGCAGGAGACGACAUCUAGUACGAAGAUGAUGUUAUUGCACAGCGACAGUCUGCAUCAUCCGCCAGUUUGUGACGAUGAGUCGUACGACGAGGAGCACAAGAAGAUGGUGCUGAAGAUACACCAGGAGUUUUGGGAUUUGCCCACCAACUAUCAGGAGAAACCGUUGGUGUUUGGAUCGCAGGCAAAGAAUCGCUAUAAAACCAUCCUGCCGAACGAACAUUCGCGCGUUAUUCUUGAACCGGAAAGGGCACCGAUCGCUGGCGGUGAACCAUAUAUCAAUGCAAACUACAUUAAGGGUCCUGAUUAUGCGAACAACAGCUACAUUGCUACCCAGGGACCGCUGCCAAACACAAUCUACGAAUUUUGGCUGAUGGUGUACCAGAAUGUCGCCCGCACAGCAACGGCCGCCGGAACAUCGCUUCAAACGGUCGGGCUGGAACAGAAAAUAGUGAUGCUAACAAACUUUGUCGAGAAUGGUCGCCAGAAGUGUGCGAUCUAUUUCCCACAAACCGAAUCCGAUUGGCUCGCGUUCGGCAAUACGGCCGAUGUGGAUGUGAGUGAAGUUUUACGAGAAAAGGAUAGUCUUUCUGCAAGAAUCUCAGAGCACGAGGAACAAGCAACGACCGUAACGAUGCAAAUACGAUGCGAAAGUUGUUUCUUUCUCGUACAGAAUGUAUGUGUAGAGCAGCGCAACGGUUACACCGUACGGACGCUGAACGUAAUCUAUGGUUCGAAAAUUACCGACGUGCCGGAACCUACCGGCGACUGCACAAACACAGAUGACAGUGGAUCGUUGUUUGAGCUGGUGGCGUUCCGAGCACAUCACUACUGGUUUCCCGACUGGCCCGAUCAUCGUUCACCGAACGAUAUAAACGUGCUGCUGGACUUGAGUCUCGAUGUGCUCGGUACGAACGUGCUGGAUACACCCAGGCCCGAAAGCAAUAACUCAUUGAAAGGCAAUCAACCCGGUACGCCGGGUCUGGAGGAGAUGGUUGGUGCCGCACAGCUGGCUGCCUUAUGCUCCUCCACACCGACCGUACUACCGAUCAUUCACUGUUCGGCCGGUAUCGGUCGGACGGGAUGUUUGAUCGCGAUACUGAAUGGACUGCGACAGCUCCGGCUGUCCGUAAUGGCGCACCAACGCAAACAGCAACAGCUGAAGCAAUCGUCCCAACCCGUUCCAGCUUCGUCGACCGUAUGUGGCGAUGAGCAAAAGAGUAACGACGACGGUCACAAAACAUCGGCGGAUGAGCUACAGGACGAGCUGGAACAAUCGUUACCCUUGCCACCUGUACCCGACGGAUCAGAGGGGCGAAGAAAACCCGCCACCAGCAUGGCGCUGACGACAGCCGGUGGCAAUGGCACAUUCCGCGGUCAACGGGACUGUGGAAGUGUGCUCCGCGAAUCCGCACAGGUUGAUAUACUGGGAAUCGUGUGCAACCUGCGCCUGCAGCGUGGUGGCAUGGUGCAAAAUUCCGAACAGUACGAGCUAAUCCAUCGUGCGCUCUGUCUGUAUCUGGAGAAGUUAACCCAGGAAGGGCACAUAUAGGGGCAUAAGCAUAAGAUAAAAUAAUCUACUUGAAUCUUUGUCUAGAAAGCGACAUUUUUGUUGUGUUUGCUGUGAGACUAGGAAAUGACCAGAGGCGCACAAAAAAAACCGUGCUACAAAAGGAAUCGUUUGUGUGUGUGCAAGAUACCAAAGAAGAAUAUAGUCGGCAUGAGACUCAAACGCGGGAAACAAAAGCAGCACAAAAACAAAACAACAAGAAAUACAAUCAAACUAAUGUUCAGGCAUGCAACAAACUCAAAACGAUACACACCCAGUGGGUAGAAGUAAACGGUAGAUCUGAGUAAAUUUAGCGAACGUAGACAGUAACGACAAACUGACAAAAGAUGAUAAACCCUUAGUUAUAAUCGAAACCGGGACUCUUGACGGUCUCGACAAAUGGGAAUGGGCAGGCGGGAUAUUUAAUGACUAUUGCGUGUGUGGAUGUUGCGUGCAUGUGGUACGAAUGGUUUAAGGAAUUAUGAAUUCAAUGUAUGUUUGUCCUUACUACUAUGUAUGCAGAAGGUAUUCUAAUGUGGGAUUGAAUUAGUCAGAAGCGAAAAAAAAAACACAGAGCAAACUCACGCAGAUACUGUAACUUAACAUUAUUACAUAUUACAAAAGAAAUGGGAAAAUCAAGGGGUAAAACAUUAUAGAUAAUAGAUGCAUUAUAGAGGGAUGGGUAUUUGGGGGGUUUUGGUGAAACAAUUUUACAAACAUACUGAACACGGACAUAAGCGCACACACUAAAACACACACUGCAACUAUAAACGAAGGGAUGAAGGAAUAGGGACAUGCGGGAGGAAUUCGCGCUUAAUGAAUGUUUUAGCGUAAGUGAAUUGUAUGCAUGCGUAUGAAAGCGAUUAGAACAUCAUGUUUAAACGUAAUGAUAGGGACAACUAAAUUAUUACAUAGAUGGAGCAUAUAUACAUUUACACGCAAAUCACACAUCCAUAUAUACAUAUAUAUACUUAUACCCAUAGAGACACAACAAAGAAAAGCGCAUCCUAAAAACAGAUUUGGAUCAAGGCUGGAUUUUUUUAACAUAUUUACCAAAUGGCAUCGUAUAAAUAUGGAUGUUUUGUUUCUUCGUUUUGUUUUGGCAUGGAGAAGUCCCGUAGAGAGCUAUAAAAAGAUCAAAAUGCAAAACAAAGUACAGAAACACACAUCUAGGAUAAGGACUCUUUCGCAACAUGCGUUUUACUGGGUUCGGAACUGUGCGGCACAUGGAAACAAUCGAAUCUGGAAUACAUGGAAUACGGAACAUUUAGCAGCCGUUUAGUUGCAGUAGGUGCAGAUUAGCUACAAGUGGAAAGUAUUAUAUUAUAGUGUAGAACAAUUGCAAGGCAUGCGGGAGUUCGGAUGAGAUUGGUGGUUAGUGGUGGGUGGCACCACCGAAACCCGGGUGGAAAUCAAUGCUGUGGGAUGCGCAAUUUUUGCUAACGUCGAUACAAGACACACUUGAUGGGCAUACACCUGUUCAACAUAGAGAACUAUUUUUAAUGAACUCAAAACCUACCGCCAGCUUCAUGACCGUUCACAUUGUGUGAAAAUAGGACAAUUUUAUCGGGUAAAACCAUUCAGGAUGGCAAAAUAUUUAACAAAACAGUACAGGGCGACGAUACACUCCGGUCGCCGGGCAUUUAAGUACAAUCGAAUAGAACAGACGAGUUUUAUGCGUGCUCAAAUGUGUUUUUAUGUUAAAAUUUGCCACCGCAGUCGUUAUACCACCGGAGAAAAGAUGUGUGCUAGCCGAGCCAAAAACGGUGACCAAAACAAAAUGAUAACCGUUUAAUGCAUGGGGUUCGAGCGGAGCAGUUGCGUAGCGUUUUUAUGUUACAAAGGGUGGUAGGGUGAAGUUUUUUUUUGUAUUGGUCGUGAGGUGCUAUUUAAAAAGCACCCACCCUUCGUCACCGUUGCCACCGCCGAUGCGUAUACUGCUCCGGGUAUGGAAGUAUGUACGGUGAUAACAGUACCAGCAGCAGCAGCAUAAACCAAAACCAAGCAAAAGGCAGAAACCUGAAUCGCAUAACCAUAAGAAUCAACCACCACAAACCAACAACAAUAUGUGUGUAAAUAAAUGUGUGAAAAAAUA
This is a messenger RNA of Anopheles moucheti, 8449 nucleotides long. RefSeq lists its product as uncharacterized. Gene Ontology annotation, biological process: protein dephosphorylation. The record is from RefSeq and is a predicted model, not a curated record. The transcript has 3 exons. Lineage: Eukaryota; Metazoa; Arthropoda; Insecta; Diptera; Culicidae. Gene Ontology annotation, molecular function: protein tyrosine phosphatase activity. The coding region runs from base 1 to 6357 and encodes 2118 amino acids.